AUGCAGUCAUUGCGCACACGCAGGCCCUCUGAGACGCGCACCGUCAAACGUCAGGCGUCCAAACUCGAGAAGAAACCUAUCAAUAAGAAUGUUCGCAAGUCCACCGUCGAUGACAAGAUAAAGAAGCGCAUGUCACUGCGCUAUGCAGAUAUAUCUGCGCCCACCGAAGCUUCUGUUCCGGAUGUGCCAAGUGUUCCCAUUGGGCUGCGUCCAGGUGCAGUGAGGGACCCAGAUGAGCUUGUCUUGGAACGUGCCAGCAUCAGAGAGGACCCGAAAGUUAUAGAUCAGAGGUUGCUGGACAAGGAAGACUUUGAUCCAGACACUUAUUUGAAGGCCAAACUGGCUAACUCGACCGAAGCGGAGCUUAGGUCUCUCCAGUCUUCACUCAGAUCGUCCAAGGAUGAUACUGCUGUCGAACUACAGCGGAAUGUGUUUAAAAACUAUGCCGAAUUCGUACAUAUUUCCAAAGAAAUUUCUGUCCUCGAGAACGAAGUGCUCGAACUCAAAGAAAGUCUUUCUGAAUGGAAGUCUAUGCCGAGCCUUUUGCACAUUGAUGAAUCCGCCUCUGCUUCGGAGCGGCGGCGCAACGUCCGUUCAUCUAUUGCGGACCUUCGCGUGCUCUAUGCGAAUCAGAUGCAGACACUGCACACUCAAAUCGAGGGCUCUGCGAAAUUUGCUCCAACAACGCCAGGCAGACAUGUAAUUUACGAAAUGGACGGGAUAUAUGCUCUCAACGCGGCAACUUACAGGGUUAGUAACACUGUUAAGUUUGUCGUACUAGAUGAUUCUGUGCUCGUCGCGAAGAGGAGGAGGAGGAAUAACGGAGAAGGGGGACGGCUGGUAGCAGAGAGAUGUUGGCCUUUGAAUGAGAUGUUAGUUUUGGAUACGAAAGAUACAGCAACCAUGACAAACGUCUUUAAAAUUCGCCAUCAAAAGGAGACAUAUGUUUACAGAACAGAGGGACCCUCUGAUAAGAAGACUCUGCUUGGACAGUUCCGCCAGGUUGCUGAAGAACUUGCAAUCCGCAAACGCAGGGAGCGUGAAGGCGAGCACGAGCGAUGUAAGAGCAUGUGGACCAGUGGAGAUCGCACCUCUAUGACAUUGCAUCCUGACAAGGUGCCGCCCCUUCCUGACUGGAUGGCUGAGCUUGCCCGCAAAGCGGGCGUUGACGGGGAUACUAGCGCACGGGACAAAUCCGAGAGCGAUGCUCGCUUCAUCAGUGAUUUUUCGGACGACCUCACAGUCGCCAUCGCUCUACGAUCCUGGGAACGGGCCGUUCAGCUAGUGGAGGAAGGUCGUGCCAAAGUUUCUUCCAUACCGUCAUUGAGCGCCAAGCUCACUCCUCUUACGGCGAGCCUCACCUCAGCACUACUCGAUGCACUCAGUGCGCCUGGGAACCGCAAGAAUACUGCAGUGAACCUCAUUGGUCACUUGUUAAAGCUUGGACAAGGUCCAGCUGCGAGGUCGACAUUCUUAAAUGCACGAGCGGGGGCGGUGGACCGGUACGUCAGGGCCAUCAGAUUCGAAGGACAUGUCGGGAUGUAUGUGCAUGAUUUGGCUUUAGUCGUGUUUACUGGGAUCAAGCACACAGCAGAUUGGUUCCUCGCGGGCUUUGUAGAGCAUGAUAUGACUAGCACUUUGAUUGACUGGGCCAAGAAACAGAUUGAGAUGUAUGCUGAAAGGUUCAGAAAGCAGGUCUAUAGUUCCGAUGUUGAACAGCAGACUAUCAAAGAAGCACUCAAAAUCACAUACAAUCAGAGUCGCAAGCUCCUACAAGAAUUUGGGCUUGACUUCCGCUAUCUCCUUGACGAGCUUCUAGUCCAGGACCCCCAGACCAACGACACCUGCGUUGUUUCCGCUACCUUCCAUGCGCCUUCCCUAGCGCCCUCCAUUUCACGCUCGCACACACCACAAUCUACAUUAUCCUUUGUGUCUUCCUCAACGCCUCCCAUACCUCCAAUUCCAAUUCCACCUACACCUGACUCGCCUGCUCGC
Suillus fuscotomentosus is the source of this 1995-nucleotide messenger RNA. Its product is annotated as Cullin repeat-like-containing domain protein. The annotation marks the transcript as partial. Gene Ontology annotation, cellular component: exocyst. Gene Ontology annotation, biological process: exocytosis; intracellular protein localization; Golgi to plasma membrane transport. The record is from RefSeq and is a predicted model, not a curated record. Lineage: Eukaryota; Fungi; Basidiomycota; Agaricomycetes; Boletales; Suillaceae. The transcript has 7 exons.